ACACCGCAGUCCAGUCAUUGCUUAAUAAAAGUUCGAACAAAAUUUGUUUCCCUCAUACGAAAAUUUACCUUAAACCUUUAGUUUUUGACAUGGAAACUUCAACUUCGAAUAAUGCGUCCGCAAACUCUGAUCAAACUCAAUCCCCAUCUAAUCAACAAGACGGUUCUGUUCUUAUAAAUAAUCAUUCAAGAACAGGAUCCGUAAGUCAAAAUAAUUCUGUUCCCCGAGAAAAUAAUAGGAGAGGUCGUUAUCGUAAUCGCGGUCGGGGCAAUGAUCGAUCACAGAACAUUAGUCGGGAGAAUACGAAGGUUUUUUCGGCUAAUCCGUCUAAUGAACUAAGCGAACCACAGGUAGUUUCACACUCAGAAACUGCUUCUACUUCAAGAAGUAGAGGAUCGAGGCAUUCUCGUUAUCAACGAGGAAACAAUAUAAGUAGUAAUGUUAGCCAAAGUCCCGGUUCACAAAACCUUAAUCAAGAUCUAACUUCUAAUAUAGCUGACGAGUCAAGUGAACAACCUGCAAUUCAAUCAAAUUCUCAUCACACUUCAAAUUCAAGACACAGAGGGUCAUCAAGGCGCUUUCAUCAUCGGAAAAGGGAUAAUACAGAUCGAACUGCUAAUCAACAUUCCGGAUCAAAUUAUGAUCAAAUAAAUGUUGGUGAACCGAGCGAGCAACAAUCAGGUUCUCAGUCUACUUCAAUAAAUAAUAGAAACUAUGAUGUUGAUUCUUCUGAGAGUCGAAGACACCGUUUUAAAAAUAGACCUCAUGAAAGGAAUGAUCAUGAUUCCCAAAAUGUUUGCUCUGAGAGUGCCGAUUCUCAGACACUACCUAUAUCACAAGCAACUGAUAAUGUUAUCUCCCAAAGAGGUAGGCCGUCUCACCGUCGUGGUAGGUAUAGAGCACCACGAUCAUCAAACAGAACGAGCGGGACUCACAUCUCACAAAAUGAAAAUCGAGGAAUUCCCAAAGAUUCGAUAACGAGUCAAGUAAAAAAUAACGACGGCGUUAUCUCAGAAUCUUCACCUGAGAACUUUUCUUCAAAAGUUCAGUCUUUAAAUUACACAGAAAAUUCUCAGUCCAACAAUUCAGAUAAUGGACCACUGAUAAUCUCUGAUAAUAAGGGCAAAAAACCGGAGCCAGCUAUAGCUGAAUCAUCAUCAUCCCAGUCCAAUUCAAAUUUAAAUUCUAAACAAAAACAUUCUCGCAAUAAUUAUCAUCCUAAAAAAUCUUCCGUUUACAUGCUUUCUCCUAGUGAUAUCAAAGACGUGCGUACCUCUAUAACACAUGGCCUUACAACCUCUACCUAUGAGUGUAUGAUAUGUUGCGAAGUCAUUAAGCCUCAUAAUAAGACAUGGUUCUGUGGAGUUUGUUGGGCAGUUUUUCAUCUUUCAUGCACGCAAAAGUGGGCAAAUAAGUCGAUUAAAGACGCAGGAUCCUGGCGUUGCCCAGGCUGUCAAAACAGAACGGAAAUUAUUCCCGAUACAUAUCAAUGCUUUUGUGGUAAGAAGGAAAAUCCACCGAAUUCUAGAUAUUUUACUCCCCACAGUUGUGGAGAGGUCUGUGGAAGAAAACGGGAUUGCCCUCAUGAUUGCACUCAGUUGUGCCACCCUGGUCCUUGUGAUCGCAAUUGCUAUGCUAUGGGUCCUGUUCAAAAUUGUUUUUGUGGUCGCCAGAAACUUCAACUUCUUUGUAUUAACACAGAUUAUUCUGGAAGAUCAUGUGGAUCUACUUGUGAAAAAUUGCUUGAGUGUGGCAAACAUUAUUGCGAACAAAAAUGCCACGAUGGCGUAUGUUCAAAAUGUGAUGUCAUAGAGUUACAAAAAUGUUAUUGUGGUCGGUCAGAGCGUGAGAUCAAAUGUGGUGAAAGAAUGGGCAUUCAUUGUUAUGACAAUUACAAUGACAAUUCGAACGAAUGGACUGGUUUCUUUUCAUGUGAUCGUGUUUGUGCGCGGUUACUUGAGUGUGGAAAACACUUCUGCACAAAAAUAUGCCAUCCAAUCACUGGUGAAACAGAACCAUGCCCGUCAGAUCCUUCGAAAGUUCAAGAUUGUCCUUGUGGUGCGCAUACUAUAGAAGAAUUGCUUGGGCGUAAAAGGAUAUCAUGCGACGAAGAAAUCCCUCUGUGCGGAAACAUUUGUGGAAAGAUCCUUUCCUGCGGUCAUCUGUGCACAGACAAGUGCCAUCACGGAGACUGCAAGCCUUGUUCCGUUAUUGUAACUGUCAAAUGUCGUUGUGGUAGUACCGAAUUUGAGAGAGCUUGUUGUGAAGUUGUAGGGGAAUUUAGUGAACCACCAUUGUGUGAGAAAAUAUGCAAGGGAUUGAGAAGUUGUGGAAAACAUCAGUGUAACGUUAAAUGUUGUCCUUCGGCCAAUGUUAAGCAGAAACAACCUAAAAGAUGGGGUACUCCUCGAGAUGGAGAAAAUGAUACAAAUCAUUUAUGCCCUUUAUUGUGUGGCAAGAUGCUACAAUGUGGUAACCAUACUUGCCAGCUUCUUUGUCAUAGAGAACAGUGUAUGUCUUGUUUGGAAGCUUCUUUUGAGGAGUUGUCAUGUAACUGCGGCCGCACUAAGGUUUAUCCACCAAUUCCAUGUGGGAUGAAGGUUCCAAAAUGCCAGUAUGAAUGUAAUCGGAAUCCUUCCUGUGGUCAUGCCGCAGUUUCACACUUAUGCCAUUCUGAUGAGGAACCAUGUCCACCAUGCCCUUACCUUGUCAAUGAUAAAAUGUGCAUGUGUGCUGUGGAGGUCAUCGAUGUCGACGAACUUGUCAUUCUGGAAAUUGUCUUGUGGGAGAAAAAUGCGUCCAGACCUGUGGUAAGCCUCGUAAAACAUGUGGUCAUCCUUGCACAUAUACAUGCCAUGCACCAGCAAGAAAAUUUUGAGGAAAUAAAAGAUCGACGGUUAGAAUGUAGCGAAUCUUGUGCGAUGGUAGAAAGAAACCGUAAAUUAGCAAGUGCACUAGAAUUGAACGAUCGCAUUAAUGAAGGAGAUCUUAUCAAGGCGAUCCCCGAGUACGAAGAAGAUUUACUUCGAUAUUAUAGUUCCAACAAGGAUUGGGCUAAAAAUAUUGAAAAUUCACUGAAUGAGUUUCUCAUGAAGCCCAAUAAAACUUUAAAUUUUCAACCAAUGAAGUCAACACAUAGGAAGUUCAUACAUGAAUUGUGUGUUCAUUAUCGAUUAUCAUCUUGUAGUUUUGAUGUUGAUCCAUACAGAAGCGUCGUUGUGACAAAAAAGCCUGAUUCUGCUAUCCCCCCAUUACUGCUUUCGCAGGUCUUUGCUAAACAGGGUAAACUAGGUGGUCAAUCAUUAAAUGCGACUUCUUCCUCCACAACUAUUGAGCAGUCCGCGCGUAAAACAAAACAACCAGUUAAUGCUUUAUACUUGUCAGAAUUAGCGACUGGAUUAACUAAGGAAGAACUACAGAAACUUUUGGAUCCAUUAUUAGGAAAAUUAAAAUUUCAAAUUAAAUGGGUCAACGAUGAAGAUGUAGUUCUUAUACCAUUCGUCGGUUCAAUGCAUAUGGACGACCUAGAGUCCCAAUUGGUGAAGUUGAAACUUUCUGCUAAGGAUAGUUUGAUCUCAAAAGGAAUUGUAACAUGGGUGGAAUUAUGUUGGAUUAACUCAAAAUAUGAAGUUGUUUGGCGUGAAAGAAGCAAAUUGUUGCAUGGACCUAACGUUUCUGCUUCACGUGUGGUUGCUUCUUCAGUGUCAAUUGGCAGUACAAAUCCAUACGUUGCACUGAUGAAUUUCACCGAUAGAUCACAUACAAAUGGUUUGUCGGAUGUUUGUACCAAAAGUAGUAGUGAUAAUACUGGCACAUGCAGUAAACAAAUUCCUAAAAGUCCAGUUAUAAAUAAUGGCGAUAGCAUUGUUGACGAUUGGGAAUUAUUAAGUGAUGACUAA
This is a messenger RNA of Acaulospora morrowiae, 3899 nucleotides long. NCBI's taxonomy places the organism in Eukaryota, Fungi, Glomeromycota, Glomeromycetes, Diversisporales, Acaulosporaceae. The record is from the annotation of a GenBank genome assembly.